UUGUCAUGUGUUGGAAUUUUGGUAGCUCCCUGCGAAUCUUUUCAGUGCUCAGUUUGUUUGUUGUUUUUUUUUUUUACAAUUAGGCCGGUACAGUACGUAUUGUUUCUGGAACUUAACAAUCACCCGUAAGAUACUUCCAUGCCAAACCAAAUGUCACGCCGCACCGACCUCCCGUUCGGGCGACGCAGCGCUGGUACGGACGGCGGAUGGCGAUCGGCGAGAACGACGGCGUCAGCGAUGGCGGCUAGCAGUCGCAGCGGCAGCAGGCUAGACAGGGACAACAACAGCAGCUGCGACAGCAACAGCUCCAACGGGACGGACAGCACCAACGAUAGCGGCAGCCAACGCAUGUCCAAGCUGCGACCGCUGGCCCGACUGGAUCGCCUGCUGCGCCGCUGGCUGCCCGGCUACAGCUAUUUGCGCGGCAUCACCGCCAAGGGCAGCAGCAGCAGCAGCAGCGGCGUCAGCGGCGGCGGCGGCGGCGGUGCCAGGCGCUCGGCUGACAAAGCAUCGAUGCCGUCGCGACUGAACAACGCCAUGGAGGAGCAGCAACAGCAGCAACCGCUCACCAUUGACCCACCGCUGUCGGUGCGGAAGCGCCGGGACGGCGAGGUGGUCCUCGAUGCGGGCAUUGCCAAGUCGGAGUUCUGCCUGAAGCUGGAGAAGCUGCUGCGGGCCAAGUUAAUUGUCAAGAAUUAGCGGAUCGAUGGAGCCAGAACUACAACCGAUUUGAGAUAGAAAAAAGAAAAAAACACGCCAAUUCGAACGAAUAUAAAUAAGAGUCAAAGUUGUAGUCAUUGUCAUGGAUAUCGAUCUACAUAUAUAUAGUAUGUACAAAAAAAAAAAAAAAAAAGCUUUAAGAAAAAAAAAGUCAAAAAAACCAAAACUCCAUCCUCGAUCAUCGCACCAAACAAAAAUUGCAGUCAAUAAAUUUUGGAUGAAAGUAAAUUAUGAUAUUGAGGCCGCAGGCAGUUUCCGCGUGUUAAUUGAGCAAAUACCAAAAUGAUAUGUGAAGCGAAACAGUUCGAAACCCGUUCCAAAAACCAAUUUAUAUUUUAUAUUGCAUCAAGACAUAAAUAAAAUUUAAUAACUGAAAAUUCAA
Messenger RNA from Drosophila mojavensis, 1102 nucleotides. RefSeq lists its product as uncharacterized. The coding region runs from base 139 to 699 and encodes 186 amino acids. The transcript has a single exon. NCBI's taxonomy places the organism in Eukaryota, Metazoa, Arthropoda, Insecta, Diptera, Drosophilidae. The record is from RefSeq and is a predicted model, not a curated record.